CAUUACCAAACUUACUUUCCAUCUUCAUUGAUGAAAAGGGCAGAUAAGAAAGCUAUCUUAGAACUUUUCCAAACUUAUAAAGAACCUUUGGGUAACUAUAUUGGUGCAGAAGGUCUACAAAGGCUCUUUGAAGAUAUACAAGUGGACCCUUCGGACGUAGUCACUUUGGUACUUGCUUGGAAAUUGAAAGCUUCGAGCACUUGUGAGUUUUCCGAAAAAGAGUUCGUGGAAGGUUUGGCCAAUUUGCAAGUUGACUCUUUGGAAAAGUUAAAAAGGAAACUGAGCUCGUUGAGAAAGGAAAUUGAAGAUCCUUCCAAGUUUAGAGCUUUUUAUCAAUUUGUUUUUCAGUAUUCUAAGGAGCCUUCUCAACGUUCGUUACCUGCAGAAACUGCUAUGGCUUUGUGGGACGUUUUAUUGCGAGGAAGAUUUUCUCUUUUGGAUUCCUGGUUAGAGUUUCUAAAGAAUAAUACGCAUAGCAUUUCCAGAGAUACUUGGAAUCUCCUUUAUGACUUUUCUCAAUUAAGUGAAAAAGAUUUGUCCGACUAUGACGAAAAUGGUGCUUGGCCUGUGUUGAUUGAUGACUUUGUAAAAUGGCUCAAGCAUGAACAACCCAACAAACAUGAAUCCUAAGAUACCAUUUGAAGUUUUUGGAGACGAUUCUCUUUAUUGUAUGAAUAUUGGCGUUGAAGCGCAGUGUGUUGGUGGAUCGAUAUUUUUGAAGAGUUCACACAGCUCAAUGGAAGCUCAUUGUAUGUGAUGAAAUGAUGGCUCUUAUUAUGAAAAGGACAAGUGCUAAUGAGCAUAUUAGUCACACAAUUAAAAUCUUUUGCAUACUUGUCUCUCUUUUUUUGGUAAAUAGACGAGUGAAAUCUUCCUUAUCAUGAAAACCAAUUCAACUGUCUCUUGCCAAAGGGAAUUGUUAUAACGUGUUUUGUUGAAAAAUUCUUUUGUUAUUGAAUAUCUCCCAACAAUUGAAAAUCAUUCGAGCAUUUCUUUCAUCCCGUUGAAGGACAUAAAAUAGA
Molecule: messenger RNA, 1022 nt
Organism: Galdieria sulphuraria
Lineage: Eukaryota; Rhodophyta; Bangiophyceae; Galdieriales; Galdieriaceae
Product: leucine zipper protein
Exons: 5
Coding region: 31-630 (199 amino acids)
Biological process (GO): protein neddylation; positive regulation of ubiquitin-protein transferase activity
Cellular component (GO): ubiquitin ligase complex
Molecular function (GO): cullin family protein binding; ubiquitin conjugating enzyme binding; ubiquitin-like protein binding
Source: RefSeq, a predicted model, not a curated record